Messenger RNA from Eremothecium sinecaudum, 708 nucleotides. It is a transcript of the gene GRX3, whose product is annotated as monothiol glutaredoxin GRX3. Gene Ontology annotation, molecular function: 2 iron, 2 sulfur cluster binding. Lineage: Eukaryota; Fungi; Ascomycota; Saccharomycetes; Saccharomycetales; Saccharomycetaceae. The transcript has a single exon. Bases 1 to 708 code for a protein of 235 amino acids. The record is from RefSeq and is a predicted model, not a curated record.
AUGGGAGUCAUUGAAAUAAUCUCGCAAGACCAGUUUACUGAGAUUACUACUGGUCAACCAGAUUCUAAGCUGAUUACUUUAUAUUUCCAUACUACUUGGGCUGAACCGUGUAAAACAAUCAAUGAGGUCUUUGCUGCCCUGAGCGAGGAAACUACUAAUAAAGACGUCCUAUUUGUGAGUAUUAAUGCCGACGAACAGACGGAGAUAUCCGAGCUUUUUGAGGUGUCCGCAGUUCCUUAUUUUGUUUUAAUUAGAAAAGGUACUAUUUUAAAAGAGCUGUCUGGAGCGGACCCUAAGGAGCUUAUCAAUGCUUUGAACCAGUUCAACGGGAGCGGGAAUAGCAGCGGCGGUGUUACUGGCGGUUCAAGUAAUGUGGAUGCGGAGGAGGAGACAGAAGAGCAGCUGAACGAAAGAUUAAGGAGUCUGACUAAGGCAGCUCCAGUAAUGCUUUUCAUGAAGGGCACGCCCUCAGAGCCAAAAUGUGGUUUUUCUAGACAGAUGGUGGGUAUUCUAAGGGAACACCAAGUGCGUUUUGGCUUUUUUGAUAUUUUAAAGGACGAUAGCGUCAGACAGGGGCUAAAAAGCUUCUCGGACUGGCCCACAUUCCCUCAGUUGUACGUUAACGGUGAGUUCCAGGGUGGUCUCGAUAUUAUUAAGGAGUCGUUAGAAGAAGAUCCAGAGUUCUUUCAGCACACCUUGCGUUCGUAA